This is a messenger RNA of Rana temporaria (common frog), 1443 nucleotides long. Its product is annotated as extensin-like. The record is from RefSeq and is a predicted model, not a curated record. The annotation marks the transcript as partial. Lineage: Eukaryota; Metazoa; Chordata; Amphibia; Anura; Ranidae. The transcript is spliced from 2 exons.
AUGUCCAACCGGAUUAGAUCUCCUUCCGCCCCCAAAACCCGAAGGAGAUCUAAUCCGACUCCAAAACCCGACAGGAGAUCUAAUCCGACCCCAAAACCCGACAGGAGAUCUAAUCCGACCCCAAAACCCGACAGGAGAUCUAAUCCGACCCCAAAACUCGACAGGAGAUCUAAUCCGACCCCAAAACCCGACAGGAGAUCUAAUCCGACCCCAAAACCCGUCAGGAGAUCUAAUCCGACCCCAAAACCCGACAGGAGAUCUAAUCCGACCCCAAAACCUGUCAGGAGAUCUAAUACGACCCCAAAACCCGUCAGGAGAUCUAAUCCGACCCCAAAACCCGACAGGAGAUCUAAUCCGACCCCAAAACCUGUCAGGAGAUCUAAUACGACCCCAAAACCCGUCAGGAGAUCUAAUCCGACCCCAAAACCUGACAGGAGAUCUAAUCCGACCCCAAAACCUGUCAGGAGAUCUAAUACGACCCCAAAACCCGUCAGGAGAUCUAAUCUGACCCCAAAACCCGACAGGAGAUCUAAUCCAACCCCAAAACCUGACAGGAGAUCUAAUCCGACCCCAAAACCCGAAGAAGACCUAAUGCAACCCCAAAACCCGAGAUCUAAUCUGACCCCAAAACCCGGCAGGAGAUCUAAUCUGACCCCAAAACCCGACAGGAGAUCUAAUCCGACCCCAAAACCCGGCAGGAGAUCUAAUCCGACCCCAAAACCCGACAGGAGAUCUAAUACGACCCCAAAACCCGUCAGGAGAUCUAAUCCGACCCCAAAACCCGGCAGGAGAUCUAAUCUGACCCCAAAACCCGACAGGAGAUCUAAUCCGACCCCAAAACCCGGCAGGAGAUCUAAUCUGACCCCAAAACCCGACAGGAGAUCUAAUCCGACCCCAAAACCCGGCAGGAGAUCUAAUCUGACCCCAAAACCCGACAGGAAAUCUAAUCCGACCCCAAAACCCGUCAGGGGAUCUAAUCCGACCCCAAAACCCGACAGGAGAUCUAAUACGACCCCAAAACCCGACAGGAGAUCUAAUACGACCCCAAAACCCAUCAGGGGAUCUAACUUGACCCCAAAACCCGACAGGAGAUCUAAUCCGACCCCAAAACCUGUCAGGAGAUCUAAUCCGACCCCAAAACCCGACAGGAGAUCUAAUCCGACCCCAAAACCCGACAGGAGAUCUAAUCCGACCCCAAAACCCGACAGGAGAUCUAAUCCGACCACAAAACCCGUCAGGAGAUCUAAUCCGACCCCAGAACCCGACAGGAGACCUAAUCCGACCCCAAAACCCGACAGGAGACCUAAUCCGACCCCAAAACCCGACAGGAGAUCUAAUCCGACCCCAACACCCGACAGGAGAUCUAAUCCGACCACAAAACCCGACAGGAGAUCUAAUCCGACCCCAAAACCCGACAGGAGAUCUAAUCCGACCCCAAAACCU